Trichosporon asahii var. asahii CBS 2479 is the source of this 1167-nucleotide messenger RNA. RefSeq lists its product as uncharacterized. The coding region runs from base 1 to 1167 and encodes 388 amino acids. The record is from RefSeq and is a predicted model, not a curated record. NCBI's taxonomy places the organism in Eukaryota, Fungi, Basidiomycota, Tremellomycetes, Trichosporonales, Trichosporonaceae. The transcript has 2 exons.
AUGGCACUCCGAGUCUCCGGCACCCCGUCACCACACGCGAGCGGACUGGACCUGGGCGAGGACAACAUCGAAGCGGGAACGUUCAAGUACGUCGCGUACCGACUCGACCCGUACCCGGCCUGGUUCGCGGGAACGGUGAUGCGCGGUCUCCGAGGAGGGCAGCAGUCUCCUCCCGGUCCGUCCAUGGCCUCGACCUCUCCAUCAGGCGGGCCACCCAUGUCGCUCCUACUGGGCAGCAGCGUCUCGAGCUCGUCCUCGUUCAGCAUGCCGUCCCCCUCGACGCCGACGAGCUCCUCCUGGCCCGCUCCCGGGGGACACACGCCAAGCUCGCCGCCCAAGUACUCCCUCGGCCGGAACAGUCGGCAGCGUCGGAUCAGCUCGCACUUUGACAGUGCGGCGUCGACACCAACGCCAACGCCGCAAAAGCGCCAGAGCACGAUCAUCUACACGUCCUCUUCUCCCCACCCCGCCGGACAGGGACAUGGACGAAGUUCCUCCCUCGAGGCGCCUCACUUCCGCAUGCGCCGCGACAGCAGCAGCUCGCGAGACAGCGGCAUCGAGUCGGGGGGCAUGGUGUGGAUCGUCCAGACGGCCAUCAGCUUGAAGAUGCCGCUGCACACCGAUGCGGAUGUGGUCGCCAUCGACGAGCGAGAGUUCCUCCGUCUCCGCGCGUUCGAGGAGAACGUGUACUGGCCCGCGUACACGCGUCGCCUGAGCGAGCUCUCGACCGGCCGCCGCGCACUGUUCAUCUACGACCGCCAGCGCGCCAGUUAUAUCUGGGACCACGAGAUUACGCCGGACGAAGUGCGCGCCAACCCCGCGCUCGGGCUCAAGAUCCUCCGCGACCAGGCCGCGACGCAGUAUGCCAACCGCUGCUUGCGGAAACAUGAGGGUCUGAAACCUACCAAUGUGGUUCUGAAAGAUGGGCACGAGGUGCCUAUCCAGCACCCCAUCAAUGUCGUGCCCGGAGACGACGUCGAGGUCGGCCCCGGCGUGCCCGGGAUGGCCCUCGCGCCACCUUCGACGCCGACGACGCCGAGCUUCGCUUUCGGCGCUGGGCUCACGGCCGGCUUUGCAGGUCUCAGCGUCAAUGGACCCACGAUUAGCACUGUAGGCCCGGUUACGAGCCCGAAAGAGUGGGAGAGCAUCAAGUUCACCGCUGCAUAA